AUGUCACCUCCCGGGCACCAGCGCGUCACCCAGAUCGUGGUGUGGGAUGAGGAUUUCUUCCAGGGCAAGAAGCACGAGUUCACCACUGACUGCUACAGCACCGCAGAGCACGGCUUCAGCACCGUCCGCUCCUGCAAGAUCGAGAGUGGGGCAUGGGCCGGCUUCGAGCACUGCGGCUUCCAGGGGCAGCAGUUCGUGCUGGAGCGCGGCGAGUACCCGUGCUGGGAGGCGUGGAGCGGCAGCAACGCCUACCAUGUGGAGAGGAUGUGCUCCUUCCGCCCCAUCGCCUGCGCUGACCAUGGGCGCAGCAGGCUCAUGCUCUUUGAGGAGGAGAACUUC
Molecule: messenger RNA, 339 nt
Organism: Nestor notabilis (Kea)
Lineage: Eukaryota; Metazoa; Chordata; Aves; Psittaciformes; Psittacidae
Product: beta-crystallin A4-like
Exons: 4
Biological process (GO): lens development in camera-type eye; visual perception
Molecular function (GO): structural constituent of eye lens
Source: RefSeq, a predicted model, not a curated record